CGGAGCCGCACCGACUCACCCGCGAAACUUUGUCCGAAGUCGACGGGCGCGGACGUACGCCGCGUAUUAAUAGCCACCGUGGACGGCCACCGCAACACCCCACGCGAGUCGCAUCACGACCGAGCUCGCGGCAGCACGCACCACACGCACUUGCACCUUUGCGUAAACAGUUCAUCACUCGCGCUACACAAAAUCGAAAACGGACUCCAUAAAUACCUAGUCGAACGCGACCGCAUCGAAAGUGAGAGCUCCGUGCGUGCGUAAACACACGGCCGGCACCGAAAAAAAGUGCCGCAGUCAGUGAAACUAGUGAAAAGUUUUUCGCUGCGCGGGGGUGCCACCCCUCGGCGGCGUCGGAAAAAAACGGCCCCUCGCGUCCCUCGCACGCCGCCCGCCGAACUUUUCAUUCACAGGGGAAAAAAGUGUGGCAAGGCCGUCGUGACGUCACCGCGUCAAGUGGCCACGCGCUCGUUCCCUAGCAACGAGUCGUGUAGGAAGUGAGUGGAAGUGCGAGAUGGCAGUGCUCAGCGAAGGCGGCGCGUGCUCGCGGUGGCUGCCGGCGCGGCGGGACGCGUGACAUGUAGCCGCCGCGGGCCUGGACUAUAUGUGCAGCACGCAGCGAGCGCGCGUCGCGAGGAUGCACCUCACGGGCGCGAGCACCGGCACCGUGUCGCCCGACACCAGCUCCACGCUCCUCCACGAGACCUACACAAAGAUGACAUCCGACAUCCUGGCAGAGCGGACGCUGGGCGACUUCUUGUCCGAACACCCGGGGGAACUGGUUCGGACGGGCAGUCCCCACUUCGUGUGCACGGUGCUGCCUCCGCACUGGCGAUCGAACAAAACGUUGCCGGUCGCUUUUAAAGUGGUCGCCUUGGGAGAUGUGGGCGACGGGACUCUUGUGACAGUGCGAGCGGGCAACGACGAGAACUGCUGCGCGGAGUUGAGGAACAGCUCGGCGGUGAUGAAGAAUCAAGUGGCGAAAUUUAACGACUUGAGAUUCGUCGGCCGCAGCGGGCGCGGGAAAUCGUUCACGUUGACGAUAACGGUAUCAACGACGCCGCCGCAGGUGACAACGUACAACAAGGCCAUCAAGGUGACCGUCGACGGGCCAAGGGAACCUCGAUCCAAAACCAUGUUGUCUCUCCUAGGGCAGCAGCAGCAGUUCCACUUCGCAUUCGGCCAGCGUCCGUUCCCCUUCCCCCCGGACCCGCUGGGGGGGUUCCGGAUGCCACCCAUCACUACCUGCCAGAACAUGAGCCAAUUCGGCUUGAGUUCGAGCAACACGCAUUGGGGCUACGGUGGCGCGGGCGCAUAUCCCGCCUACUUGCCGUCGUGCGCUGCGCCGGCGGCCUCCCAGUUCAACCCCCCCACACUGGGUUUCACCGGCUCUGUACCGGACCAGACGCCUACGCAAGACUUCACUGCUAAUAAUACAGUUUUACCUGAUACGACGGGUGUGGACCUAGACCAGCAACUGUCCGGUCUAGUGGGCUCAUCGCCGUCGCACCACGGAAGUCUACUUCCCCGUUACAACAACAACGCAGACUACAGCCUCUCAACGGGACCUCGAUCAUUAAGCGACAACAGUUCACAACCGGAAUCACCUGUACAAGACGACCUUCUUAGUUCGAACACAACGACAAACAUUGGCCACAAUCACACCAACGCCGCCAACUUCCCAUCACUAAUGGGUUCGCAGAACUCUUCAUACAGCAGCAGUAACUGCAACAAUUCCCUCUACCCGGUACUACCAGCUAGUUUACUUUACAGCCAGCUGUACACCGCUGCAAACCAAACGCACAAUUUCCAUCCACUACAUUCGAAUUCGAUACACUCGACGCAGAACCAUCACAACGAAUUGCAAACUAUGAUGGAUCAGAUUUCGUCGACGACGAGCAACCAUAGGCAACAUGGAAGUCACGGGCAAGGGGAGUUGUUGCUUGGUGGUGGAAACUCUUGCGCAGCAGCUGCAGCUAGAGGUGAGGAUGGCAGAGUAAACAACCUUGGCCAAAGAGGAAAUCCUCAGCCUGAUAGUAACACAGUAUGGAGGCCGUAUUAAAAAAACUUUUUAUGAUUUAUUUAAAAAGAGAUGUGAGAACCUGCCAGUGCAUUCUGUAAGAACAAACUCACUUUACGCCGCGAAAUCUGCGGUAGAAUUUGAAAUUUGUAUUCUAAUUUCAAACACACGCGGAUUCCGAGGUGAAAAACGAGUUCGUUCUUACAGAAUAGUAUGGCUGGUAAAAACUUACAGAUAAAAUAUAAAUUUUAUUUUUUAAAUCGUCUUGUAUUCUUUAUAAAGUUAGGCUUAAAAUAGUGCAACGAAAUAGAUACCUUUCGGGUAUGAUGUUAUUGUAAUUAUUUUCGUGUAAAUUUUUAGAGUAAAUAAAUUUGAAAUUGUACGGGUAAUGUGAUGAUUAGUGAAAUUUAUAUAUGAUACGAUUAAAAAGUUCGUUCCCGUCCUAAAUAUAUACGAUUUCCAUUAACCUUGUGCGCUGCAGUCGUUUUUAAUUAUUCAACAUAUUAAUUUUCACUAUAAAACUAUUAAACAGCUCAUAGAAUAUGGUUGAUGACGGGGUGAAGUAAGGUAAUUUUAUUGAGUCCGUCAUAUCAUGAAAAAAAUUAAACGUAAUUUUUCAUAAGUCAACUAAAAAUACAGAGAUAAAGCACGUCAAAGUAUGGGCGUGGGAGCUUCGUCACUUCUAAGUAAAAAUUGUAUAAAGAAAGGUCAUCAUGCGACAUCUUAAAUCUAUAAGUCUCUGUAAUGUUUUAAUUAUGUGAAUAAAAAAAAUACGUAUCCGAUACUUUUUUAUGAGUUACCUGAAAGACCUAAAGAAAAUAUAACUAGAAAAAAUUCCACGCGGACCAGGCAGCAGACGGGACUCGAACCCGCACCCUUCGCAAUCCGGGCGAAUACACUGACCAAUUAUGCUACCGCGGCCCUCUCGGACCGCGUCGAAAUUCUUCUAGCCAUUCUUAAGCUGCAAGGCAGCGCCAUCUCUUCGCAUUAUAGGUAACCCACAAUGUCAAAUGAAUACUUUUACAAGUACCUGAAAGACGUUAAAAGAGAAGUUAGUCAUCAACCCUUUUACACCUAAUACUUAAUUUGCCUUCGAAAGUUAUUGUUAUUGUAACUUUUUUUUUAUAAAAGCCUGAAGAAUGACAGAAACAUGUUACAUAUUUUUGAACUGUACAAAAAUCCACACCACAAUGCAAUAGUUUUAUCUUAGAUAAUAGUUUCAUCGUUGAAAAUGUAAAUAAAUUUUGUGAAUAAGUUGUUGUAAAUGCAUCUUGUAAAGUGCAAUAGAUGUGCAAUCAAAAGUUGAGUAGAUUUAUAGGUAACAGAAAUAUGGAGAAAGAAAAUUGUCUGUUGAUCUGAGUUUGUGUUGAGUGUAAGCUUUGUAAUCCAUUUUAUCUGUAUAAUUAAUUAUUUCCUGUGCCUACCAUGUUUUACCCAUUGUCCAACUUGACGCGGAAAUAUUAUAGAUUUCCCAAAAAAAACUGCCUAAUAAUUUUGAGUUUAUUUAUCCACUCAGCCUUAAUUCGCUUUGACAGGAAUAAACGCAUUUUUUUCAAUGAUUUUCAAGAUUUUUUAACACUCUCGGUGUAACUAAGAAGAUAUGUAAUAUAUGUGAGUAUAUUAACUGUUGACAGUUUAUAAUAAGGCAUACACUAAUAUCGAUAUCAUGGGAGAUGUAAAUGUUGAUAUAAAACUAAAUAACGAAAUUACGAAUGCACAUAAAUACUCAAACAUGUUUGGACCUUACAUUGCCAAAACACAAAGAAUUACAUUUUCCAACAUCUUGAUAGUAAAAACAAGGAGAAAUGAAGGGGAUGGGUAUUCGUGGUAUACCGAGCGUUUGUUUGAAAGUUACAUUUCUGCUCGAACCCAGGGGGUAAAAAUUGGUGAACAAACUAGUUUAGAAUGUCUAGUUACAUUUGGCGUACCACAGGGAAGUGUGUUCAGCCCUGACCUUUUCCUCAUUUAUAUUAAUGACUUGUACAAUUAAUUAGUAAAAAAAUGAAAAAUUUAUACUGUUUCUGAUGACGCAGCUUUAUUAUUCCAUGGUAAGGAUUGGGACGAAACUAGGGCCGAAGCUCAGAGUGGGCUCCAAAUGGUUAGUAAUGGCUACAAAUAAAAAAAUUAACACCCGAUAUUUCUAAAACCAAGUACAUAACUUUUGGAAUAACAAAUAGAAACAUUACAGAUAAAAUAUUCCAAAUAUUGACGCACACCUGUAAUAAACUAUUAACAAGUAACUCACCAUGUGGGAUGUGUUAUACUAGAACGAGUAACUAAUUCUAAAUGUCUUAGUAUUAUCCCAGACCAUACAUAAACAUGGUUACCGCACAAACAAAAAGUAACAGAAAUACGCAGUAAACUCAUUUAUGUUUUCAGAAAUCUGCGUCAUGUUGCUGACACAAAAUUAAUGAAACCAAAUUACUAUGCUUUAUUACAAUCCAUAUUAUGCUACUGCAUUAGAACAUGGGGCGGUACUAUAAAAACACAUAUAAUCUAUAUUGAAAGAAGCCAGCGUGCAAUAUAUAAGGUUAUGACAUUUCAGCCCUAUAGAUAUCCAACAGCUCAACUAUAUGCUCAUUGUGAUGUUUUGUCAGUGCGGCAAUUACUUAUUUUGUAAACAAUUUAAGUACAACACAAAAAGUGAAUUAUAACAUAAAUCAAAUACAAACCCGCAGGAAAGAUAAAGUUUGUGCAACAUUUCCCAAAAAAACUUCUUUUGCAAACAAAUUCUAUUUUUGAGCCAUUUCCUAUAUAAUAAAAUCAAUAAAAUUCUUAAUUAGGUUUCACUUAACUCGUAUGAAUGUAAAUCUAAACUGACACUUAGCUAAAAACACAGUGUCACGAGAGUAUUGAAAACAUGUUCGCAAUAAAUAAAUGAGGUAAUUUAGGUUUUUUUUGUUUUUGGUUGCUGUGUAUAUUUUUAUGUCAAUAAAGCUUAUUAAUAUUAUAUUUAUGCAAAAUUACAACUUUUAGUACUUUUAAUCUCUGACUCAGACGGACGGGCGGAUAUGUCGUAGCAAUAAGAGUUCCUUCUUGACUACGGAACUCUUACAUGGAUACAAAUUAUGCAAUAGAUAUCGUAGUACACACAUUUUCCAGCAGACGUCGUAAAUGGAAUACAAACUUACGCUCAGCACUCAGAAAAGCAUGCCCAUUUGUAUAUAGCUCUGCCCACAGCUAUUUUAGCUAUUAUAAUGUCUCUUCUUUAAUUCGCUGUGUAAUUAAUUAUUUUUGUUAUAAAAAGUGCCAAAGAGUUUAUGUUAAUUCUAGUAAGUUAAGUACAUUUCGCAUAAGUUAUUAACGUUUAUGAAUUUAAGGCACUUAGAAAAGGCCUUGGUAUGUGAGAGCGGCAAAGAUUUAUGUAAAACCAGUUGGAAAUACAAACUCCAAGAUAUGAAAAUAUAAUUGUUUUGUUACUAAUGUUUAUAAUGACUUUCUUAUAAGUAGUGUAAUACAAAAAAAACUGAAUUCUUAAUUUCGAAUACUUUAAACGAUGUCAUUGAAUUAUUUAUAUUGUUUUGUAAUAAAUAUAAAAUUCAUUAGUGUUAUUGUUUAUUAUUAAAACAUCUCCAGUUGAGAUAAUAUAAGUAAUUAAUGUAAUUCAAUACAAUUAUUUGAGUUCUCUGUCAGAAGGUUAUUACGAAAUGUAAACCAUUUGUUGAAAAAUAAACUCAAAAAGUAACAAUAUUUACUUAUAUUUACCGAUUCAAAUGUGUGCAAUAAAACGAACAGUUUAAUAAUUUAUAUUGUAAAAAGCGUGAUUAAUUAUUAAUUUCUUUAUUAAUCAUUUAAUGUAAAUUGCAUAGCAGCCGAUGAUUUAAAUUUACUUUUCUCGUUGUAUUUCUGUUGACUACAAGUAGCGGAAGUGAUUUUACAUUAAAUAAAUUGUAUAAAAUAAUGA
Messenger RNA from Chilo suppressalis (striped riceborer), 5924 nucleotides. Lineage: Eukaryota; Metazoa; Arthropoda; Insecta; Lepidoptera; Crambidae. The record is from the annotation of a GenBank genome assembly.